This is a messenger RNA of Bursaphelenchus xylophilus (pine wood nematode), 2716 nucleotides long. The record is from the annotation of a GenBank genome assembly. Lineage: Eukaryota; Metazoa; Nematoda; Chromadorea; Rhabditida; Aphelenchoididae.
AUGUCCAAAACCGCCAUAUCAAUUCUUUUGCUCAACGGGUUCGUUUUGUUUGGCUUGGCAGAUCAGCCGAGACGACAAACUCAAUUUGGUGAUAUUGAUGGCUUUUACUACACUGAUCCCUAUACGGAAAAGAAGGCUGCGAUUUACCUGGGGGUCCCUUUUGCGGAGCCGCCAUUGGGCGAGCUGCGGUUUGAGGUGAGCAAAUUGUGGAUUGAGUAAAUUGUUGACCAUUGAAAUCUUUGAAAAAAACUUCUAUUUAGAAGACAAAGUCUUGGUCACGAAAAUGGACAGCACCAUUAAAUGCUACCGAUUUUCCACCCGGAUGUGUGCCGAUGAUGCUUCCACCAGGUCAACGGUACAGCGAGGACUGUCUGAAAUUGAACAUUAUGACACCUAGCGAGCCGGUAUGCAUCUAGUUUCCACUAAUUUCCCUUGUCCAAUAUACUGUUAUAUUUCAGUCCAACGAUCCCGCCGGCUACCCGGUUUUGGUGUACGUGCACGGCGGUGCUUUCGGCUGGGGCUUGGCCGAAACCUACGGCUACAAAAAUCUGACACAAAAUUACGUGUCAAAAGGGCUGAUUGUGGUGGUGACGCAAUAUCGGCUCGGAGCAAUGGGCUUUGUCACAGAUGGAGGAGAGGAGUUGCCGGGAAAUCUGGGCAUGUUCGAUCAGGCCGAGACCUUCAAAUGGAUCCAUUACAACAUUCGGAGUUUUGGCGGGAAUCCGGACAAGGUGACGGCUUGGGGUCUGAGUGCUGGCGGAGGAUCCGUCGGUUUGUUGGAGUUGUCACCAUACUCUAGAGGUAAGGAAUUGCUGGGUUUUAAUUUCUGCAACAAAGGCAGUAGGAUACCGCAGAACAAAAAAUAUCAUUUUUUAUUCGCUGAUCUAAGGCUCCCGUUUUUUAUUAAGGGCCUUAAAAAUCUUCCACAGGCCAUGCGGUUUGAACAGGGAUUUUUUGAAGCUUUUUGUAUUCACCUUUUUUGAAAAGGGCCUUAAAAGGAAGACGGUGAAGAACCAGCUAAAUUAAUUUGUAAUUUAAAGAACUCUCAGCCCGUUUUAUGCUUUUACAGGUGUCAAUUUAAAGCCCUUUAAGACAUGCGGUUCCAUGGUGUAGCGGUUAGCACUCAGGACUUUGAAUCCUGCGACCCGAGUUCGAAUCUCGGUGGGACCUAGUCAAUCUUUUUUGAUCAUUUUUUCCUUCUAUUCUUGUUGUGCUUCAGAUUACAUUCACAAUAUAAUCGCCAUGAGCGGAACUCCAUUGUGUCCAUGGGGUGUUCAGCCGCAAAAACACGUCAAGAAAUAUUCUCAGGAAGUGGCGUAUGCGCUAAACUGCGAGACCGGGAAAUGGAAGGAGUGCUUCAAGAAGACAACAACAGAUGAGUUUCUGGCCGCGACAAGCAAAGUUGUAAGUUUCAACUGUUUUUUUUUUGACAUUUGAAACUUCUAAUUUGACCUUUGUUUUAGACCCGUCCAAUUCCAGAGGUUGAACUUCUGAUGUUCAUUCCGGUCUACGAUAACGACUUUGUUCCGAAGCACGUAUACGAACUUGUAGCUGAUACAGCUCAUACCAAGAAGAUCAACGCUAUUGUUGGCGUAACCAAACUAGAGUCUUUGUAUUUCAGUAAGUUUUUGUGUGAUGAACCGUCAAUAAUGUUAAAUUGUGGAUUCAUCUCACCGAAAGGAAGACUUGACCCAAAAUUUUUUUAACGAAUAGCGAAUUACAAGAGCAAAUCAAAAAAGUUUUUCGUCGAAUAUAUUCUCAGAAUUUUGCAUUUUAAUGAUUAUAAUUUAAAUUUCUUAGGGCCAAGUCAUCUUUCGAUGUUUUUGUAACCCAUCUGUCCGUAAAAUGUGCCAUGUCCUUGUCCGUUUUUCGUACCGAAGACUGAGGACCACACGCUCUAUUUUUCAGCGAUUUUAAACUUAUACAUGGUUAUGAACAGCUUAGAUAUUCCCAAGAUGAAUCAGUCCGAGUUUGGGAAGCAGGAUUUAAUCGACUACACGCACAAAACGUUGACCAGCCCCGAGCGACUGGGCGAUCGCUGGAGAGAGGUUGAAGAGCGGAUUGUUGCGUUCUACACUAGCGACAAGGAGAGUGUAACCGAUCCAGAGCUCAGAGAGCAUUACUAUCUGUGGAAGUACAUGGAGGUAAGACGGCUUCAGUUUGCGGCUUCAAAUUGUUAUUUGUGGCUUCGAAAAACCUCCAAUAAUGAGCCUGAUCUUACAGCUGACGGCCGACAUUUUCUUCACUCUCGGCGCUUUGCAAUACUCCGAUCUGCGCGCUGCAAAUGGGCUGAACACUUACUUAUAUCACACCGAAUAUUUCAAUCCCUCGCAAUAUCCGGAGGAUUUGAAAAUCAAAGCCGCAACUCAUGCGAACGAGUAUCCCUAUAUGAAUGGAGAUUUUCCAGUGGGGCAUUUCGAGUUUGACGAUGAUGAUCGGGAGCAUCAGAGGAUCAUUGUGGAUAUGAUUACAAACAUGGCUUUGACCGGGUGAGUCCUACACAACUCAAGUUUAUUCCUCAUUCAGAAAGCCCCAUCCUGACUGGGCGCCCUUGGACAACGACCGCAAUAAUUACGCCAAUCUUGGCGCAAAACUUGAACUUCGCAAUGAAGAGUUCGCACCAGAAAAAUGGCACUUCUGGAAUAGAUUGGCCAAGGAUUACGGGCGCGACAUAAUCUCGUUGAAAGAAGUUCGCUCAAACAGGGACGAAUUGUGA